Molecule: messenger RNA, 4022 nt
Organism: Pyrus x bretschneideri (Chinese white pear)
Lineage: Eukaryota; Viridiplantae; Streptophyta; Magnoliopsida; Rosales; Rosaceae
Product: eukaryotic translation initiation factor 4G-like
Exons: 6
Coding region: 491-3574 (1027 amino acids)
Cellular component (GO): eukaryotic translation initiation factor 4F complex
Molecular function (GO): translation initiation factor activity; protein binding; mRNA binding
Source: RefSeq, a predicted model, not a curated record
CGGUCAUGUAGAGUCACUGACGCUCAUAUCACCCUAUGUAGCUUUCUCAUGGUUUCUCAAUAAAACCUUAAUUCUUUCUCCUCACUCUCACUCUCAAGGUACUCCAAUCAAACCCUAAUCAUUCUCUUAAUCACUCGCUUUACGGUACGAUUUUCAGUUGAUUAGGUUUGAUUGAUUUGAUAUGGGGUUUGUGGAUCUGCAUGUUUGGUUGCAGAGAAAAUUUUUUGGGAAGUAAUCGUAGGAAUAAAUGUACUUCAAUUAAUCAACGUCGGAAAAGAACAAGACGCAGUACCGGAAAACAGGGCGAUCCGCAGGCUCUAAUCGGCAGCACAGGGGAUACUCCCGCGCUUGGCCUAAGGGCACCGCUGCCGGCGCCGGUGGGCCCGUCCUUUUCAUUUCCUCCAACCACAGUUAUAAGAAGAAUACUAACAAUACGCAAGGAGGACAAUCCAGGGCAAGUGUAACUAGUGUAAGUCGUCAGGUUUCCGGUAUGGUUCCUGCACAACGUGGUGGUGUACAAAAUGGAGCCCAUGCACAGCCCCAAUUGCAUGGAGGUUCUGAUGUACCCAUUGCAAGCACAGCUCCCCAGACAGCUGAGGCAUCAGCCCCUCAGAGAUGCUUCCGAAUUGUUCCAAAGCCUCUGACUUCUCAAUCUGUCUCCGUGACUUCUGACACAAGAAAACCCACUACACCAGCAAAGCCCCCAGGAGAUGCGUCCAAGGGCAUUUCUGUUCAGGUUGGGAUGUCCAUGCCAAUGCCAUUUCAUCAGCCACAGGUUCUGGUGCAAUUUGGUGGCCCCAACCAGCAGAUCCAAUCUCAGAGUAUGAGCUCCAGUUCAAUUCAAAUGCCAAUGCCUGUGCAAUUACCAAUUGGUAGUACUCAAGUACAGCAGCCAGUGUUUGUUCCAGGUCUCCAGCCCCAUCCAAUGCAGCCCAAGGGAAUUAUGCAUCAGAGCCAGAACAUGACUUUUACCCCCCAAAUGGGUCCUCAGAUACCUCAGACAGGCAACUUGGGGAUCAGCAUGGCGUCACAAUGCCCCCAGCAACUGGGUAGUAAUUUUGGUGUUUUGAGGAGUCCGUGUGCACGGACACCAGUUCAGCAGCAUGUUAGAGGGAUCCUGCCUGGUCUUGCUCACUCUGUUGGUCAUCAGGGAGGGAUGCAAAGAAAUAAUUCUGAUGCCGACAGGUCUCAGAGAGCUACGAAUUUUCAACCUAAGGGCUUGAUGCCUUCUCCUCAUACUCCAUUACAGGUGAUGCACCAAGCUGACAGGAAGAAUGAAGUGGGUAAAGUGAGUGAUGAAGAGCUGGCCAAGCAAAGGAAGUUAAAGGCUAUACUGAACAAGUUAACUCCUCAAAACUUUGAAAAACUAUUCGAGCAGGUGAAAGCUGUUAAUAUAGAUAAUGCAACGACUCUAACUGGCGUCGUUUCACAGAUCUUUGACAAGGCUGUUAUGGAGCCUACUUUCUGUGAGAUGUAUGCUAACUUCUGUUUUUAUCUUGCCGGAGAGUUGCCUGGUUUCAGUGAAGACAAUGAAAAGAUAACUUUUAGGAGAUUGCUUUUGUGCAAGUGCCAGGAGGAAUUUGAGAGGGGAGAAAGAGAGCAAGAGGAGGCCUAUAAGGCCAAUGAAGAGGGUCAGGUGAAACAGUCUGAAGAAGAAGAAGAGGAGAAAGGAAUCAAAGCGCGAAGACGAACAUUGGGUAACAUUAGAUUAAUUGGGGAACUAUACAAAAAGAAAAUGUUGACGGAGAGAAUUAUGCACAAAUGCAUUAAAAAGUUGCUAGGUCAGCAACAGACUCCAGAUGAGGAAGAUAUUGAAGCUUUGUGCAUACUAAUGAGCACAAUUGGGGAGAUGAUUGAUCAUCCGAAAGCCAAGGAGCACAUGGAUGCAUAUUUUGAAGGGAUGAAAAGCUUAUCGAAUAACAUGAAAUUAUCUUCUAGGGUUAGGUUCAUGUUGAAGGAUGCAAUUGAUUUGAGAAAGAAUAAAUGGCAGCAGAGGAGGAAAGUUGAAGGACGAAUAAAGAUUGAGGAAGUACACAGAGAUGCUGCACAAGAACGACAAGCACAGUCUAGUAGGCUGGUCCGUGAUCCUGGAAUCAAUCCAUCAGCUAGAAGGGGGCCUCCUAUGGAAUUCAGUCCAAGAGGAUCGACUAAGUUAUCUUCACCUAAUGCCCACAUGAAAUUAACUCCUCAAAACUUUGAAAAACUAUUCGAGCAAAGGCACCAAGCUGACAGGAAGAAUGAAGUGGGUAAAGUGAGUGAUGAAGAGCAGGCCAAGCAAAGGCAGUUAAAGGCUAUACUGAACAAGUUGACUCCUCAAAACUUUGAAAAACUAUUCGAGCAAGUGAAAGCUGUUAAUAUAGAUAAUGCGAGGACUCUAACUGGUGUCAUUUCACAGAUCUUUGACAAGGCUCUUUUGGAGCCUACUCUCUGUGAGAUGUAUGCUAACUUCUGUUUUUAUCUUGCCGGAGAGUUGCCUGAUUUCAGUGAAGACAAUGAAAAGAUAACUUUUAAGAGAUUGCUUUUGAACAAGUGCCAGGAGGAAUUUGAGGGGGGAGAAAGAGAGCAAGAGGAGGCCAAUAAGGCCGAUGAGGAGGGUCAGGUGAAACAGUCUGAAGAAGAAAGAGAGGAGAAAAGAAUCAAAGCGCGAAGACGAAUGUUGGGUAACAUUAGAUUAAUUGGGGAGCUAUACAAAAAGAAAAUUUUGACUGAGAGAAUUAUGCACGAAUGCAUUAAAAAGUUGUUAGGUCAGCAACAGACUCCAGAUGAGGACGAUAUUGAAGCUUUGUGCAAACUAAUGAGCACAAUUGGGGAGAUGAUUGAUCAUCCGAAAGCCAAGGAGCACAUGGAUGCAUAUUUUGAAAGGAUGAAAAGCUUAUCGAAUAACAUGAAAUUAUCUUCUAGGGUUAGGUUCAUGUUGAAGGAUGCAAUUGAUUUGAGAAAGAAUAAAUGGCAGCAGGGGAGCAAAGUUGAAGGACCGAAAAAGAUUGAGGAAGUGCACAGAGAUGCUGCACUAGAACUACUGGCACAGUCUAGUAGGCUGGCCCGUGGUCCUGGAAUCAAUCCAUCAGCUAGAAGGGGGCCUCCUAGUCCAAGAGGAUCAACUAUGUUAUCUUCACCUAAUGUUCAUAGUUUCGAUAGAACUCUUCCAACUUCACCACCCACACGUGCACAUGGAGCAGCUUUAACACAAAAUGUUCCUUCAGAAAAUGUGUUGACUGAAGAUAGUCUUAGAGAUAUGUCUUUGGCAGCGAUUAGAGAAUUUUACAGUGCUCGAGACGAGAAAGAGGUUGCUUUAUGCAUUAAAGAGUUGAACUCACCAAGUUUCCAUCCGUUGAUGAUAUCUCUUUGGGUCAUAGACUCUUUUGAGAGGAAGGACGCUGAAAGAGAUCUCUUGGCAAAGCUUCUAAUCAACCUCACAAAGACCAAUGAUGGAACUUUGAGUCAAUCUCAGCUCAUCAAGGGGUUUGAAAUUGUUCUGUCGACCUUAGAGGAUACGGUGAUUGAUGCCCCGAGAGCACCAGUGUUUCUUGGCCUUAUCUUUGCCAAGGUCAUUUUAGGAUUGUCGUUUCCUUGAAUUAGAUCGGUCGAUUAAUACACGAAGAUGGAGAGGAGCCAGGGCUUCUUCGGGAAGUAGGGCUUGCAGGCAACAUUCUUGGGGACCUCUUGGAGAUUAUCAAGUCGGAGAAGGGUUUGAAGACGUACAGAGAUUAUCCGUCCGUCCUCCAACUUGUGGUUGGAGACUUUUCGGCCCUCAGAUCCUCUCAAAUCAAGGAUUCUAGAGAAAUUUAUUUAGAGAUUAGUGAUGCUCAUUGUAAUCGUGCUAGAAGGAAUUCAUGACUGGUAGCGUUCAAAAACUCAUAAUUAUAUGCCUGCAAUGAAGACUUUUUGUACCGAAACUAUGAUUACAGUAUGCAUAAUAUCGUGUAUGUAUUCUAUUAUAUCCCAAAAAAAUGUAACUAACUGCAAAUUCAUAUGUAUUUGUAAAUUAUUAAGUCCUCAAAACUUUGCAUUUUCUUUUUGUA